Molecule: messenger RNA, 1130 nt
Organism: Caenorhabditis elegans
Lineage: Eukaryota; Metazoa; Nematoda; Chromadorea; Rhabditida; Rhabditidae
Gene: sri-4
Product: Serpentine Receptor, class I
Exons: 7
Coding region: 1-1068 (355 amino acids)
Source: RefSeq, marked reviewed
AUGAUUAAUGGAAGCAAUUUCUGUCCACGGGAGUGCCCGGCACACUAUGAGCCUAUUAUUCAUAGUAUCGGUGUUGUAUCUACAGUUUUUAAUGUCUUUGGGAUUUAUUUGACGUUGGCAAAGUCGAAAAAAAACACAAAUUAUAGAUUUUGUCAAUUGUAUGUUCAGAUAACCGCUCUAAUUACUGAAUUCGACAUCUCCAUAGUCAACCCAGCGUAUUUCUUUUUCCCAAUGAUUGGAGGAAUGAAUUGCGGAAAAAUGAGAGAAGUUCAAGUCAAAUUUGGGAUAACGUCGCAUAUAUGUAUCACUUUCUUCACUUUCAUAUUAUGCCUUCAAGUUCCCGCACUCCUCACGUGCUUUAUUUAUCGGCACCAGGUCGCCGCCAAGUGCAGUCCGGAUAAGACCUGGAGCUUAUCGAAAUUUCAUCUCUACAGUAUUCUUUUCAUCUAUCAUAUUUUUCCCUGUCUCAUCGCGUUUUCGUUAUACCAUUCGGGGCUUUCCAAGGAUGAAAAGAAUUAUUCAAUGCACAUGAACUAUCCGGGCUGCAUCCAUUCUCUAGAUGAUUUCACGUUUGACUUUUACGAUUAUCAAGUUAACCCAACAUUUAUCGCAUUCGGGAUUCUUAUAUCUGUGUACUACGUCAUGGCUGGUGUGAUAGGGUUUGGUCUGGCCUGGCGGACCGGUCAAGUCCUAAACCGUUAUCGUUAUAUCAUGUCUGCAAGAACAUACCAGCUCCACAAAUCUUCACUGAUCACGCUAACAACUCAGGUAUCCGGCCCAACUCUAGUUCUAGGGAUUCCUGUAUUUGUGGUCUAUGUAAUUGUUGCCAGCCAGAUGACGCAGCUUCAUGACCUGGCGGCAACUGCUCCAUUUUUUAUAUCCGCUCACUCGGCGGUGACAACUUCCUGUCUAAUUAUGACCACCGCGAAUUACAAGAAUUUGUUCACUAAGAAUUACGAUAACGUGAGAAAAAAGAUGAAGUGCAAGCGGACACCUACAGCGUCUGUCAUGUCAAGUCCCGUGGCGGUGAUGAGGCCGAUGGCUAGCGUAGUCAAUACAUUUUUCUGAAAGCUUUUGUUUAUUUUUAGUUAUUUUUGACUGUUGUUAAAAAAUAAAUAGUCUGUUCCGUU